This is a messenger RNA of Acanthosepion pharaonis, 801 nucleotides long. The record is from the annotation of a GenBank genome assembly. Lineage: Eukaryota; Metazoa; Mollusca; Cephalopoda; Sepiida; Sepiidae.
AUGGCAGAAAUGAAUGGAAUGGUGGUAUAUCAGCGUGGUCAGGAGGCAGCUGAUUCUGAUGUUUGGGAUGAUUCUGCUUUGAUUAAAGCUUAUAACAGUGCAAUUAAUCUUAAAAAGACUCAGGUUGAAGACAAAGAAGAGUCUGGACAAAGCCAAUCUUCAGAAUUCUGUAAACCUUUGCCACAGAAGAAAAAACACAGGAGACAAAAAAAGAACAAAAAUAAAUCAAAGCAAUGGCAUGCUGGGGAUGAAUGUCAAGCAAUCUUUACAGAAGAUGGUUUAAUUUAUGAUGCUUCUAUCAUUUCCAUAAACUACUCAGAGGGAACAUGUGUUGUUCGAUACAUAGGUUAUGGCAAUGAAGAAGAACAGAUUCUCAGUGACUUGAUACCACUUGCACCCAAGGCUUCAAACUCUGAUACUAAAAUGGAUAGCAGUGAGUGCGGAAGCAAUUAUACAUCCCCCCAAUCCUAUUCUCACCAUAAGAAACAUUCAUCAAAGCAUUCAAAGCCAUCCAGAAGACAAGCCAAGUUUGAUCCAAGUGCUCAACCUUGGAUGCCUCCAUUUCCUGGUGCACCUAAUUUUUUCAAUGGAAUGAAUUCCUUCCCAUGGAAUAACAUGCCACCUUCAACAUCUCCUAUGGGUUUGCCUUUGAUCCCACCUCCUCCACCGCCAACAAAUAAUGAAGCCAUGAACAGCAAUGAAGCACUAUGUAGUAUGUUGAUGUCUUGGUAUAUGAGUGGAUAUCACACAGGUUAUUACCAGGGUUUGUCUCAUAGCCAAAAGAACAGUAAACACUCCUAA